Messenger RNA from Nycticebus coucang (slow loris), 7347 nucleotides. RefSeq names its product ATPase 13A4 (gene ATP13A4). Gene Ontology annotation, cellular component: late endosome membrane. Gene Ontology annotation, molecular function: ATP binding; polyamine transmembrane transporter activity; ATPase-coupled monoatomic cation transmembrane transporter activity. NCBI's taxonomy places the organism in Eukaryota, Metazoa, Chordata, Mammalia, Primates, Lorisidae. Gene Ontology annotation, biological process: polyamine transmembrane transport; intracellular calcium ion homeostasis. The coding region runs from base 266 to 3850 and encodes 1194 amino acids. The record is from RefSeq and is a predicted model, not a curated record. The transcript has 30 exons.
UGGGCACAGCCUCUUUUGAGACAGCUGCUCAGGGAGAACUCAGUAAGCAAGGAGCUGCAGAAAUCCCUCCUAGCAGAGGGUGACGGGUGGGAGGAGUUUUGUUUGCCAAGUAUUGUCAUUUGCCGAGAGAAGGUGUGUACUCGAGAAGGAAUUUUAACCUGGAGGAUCAUUAACUCUUUCAGUCAACUGGGGAGCAGCUCAGAGAGUUGGAGUUCGUCUUGGAAGUGGCUGCUCCAGAAGGUCAGAGAAGUGGGAUCACUUUUUCAUGGGGGACCACUUUGAGAAGGACCAGCAUGCUUUGCUCAAUGAAGGAGAAGAGAAUGAGAUGGAGAUAUUUGGCUAUCGGACUCAUGGCUGCCGGCAGACUCUCUGCCUUGCUGGAUCCAUCUUCUCAUUUGGAAUCCUCCCCUGGGUGUUUUACUGGAGACCAGCUUGGCAUGUAUGGGCAAAUUGUGUCCCGUGUUCCUUGCAGGAAGCAGACGUCGUGUUGCUGAGGACCACAGAUGAAUUCAAAACUUACUCUUGGAAAAAGGUAAAGUGGAUCUGCCUGUCAUCAUUUAACAGCGCGUUUGGUCUUACUCCUGACCACCCUCUCAUUGCAGAUGAGGAGUAUAUCAUAAAUAGAGCCAUACAAAAGCCAGACCUAAAGGUGAGAUGUAUAAAAGUGCAGAAAAUAAGAUAUGUUUGGAACAACUUAGAAGGACAGUUCCAGAAAAUUGGCUCUUUGGAAGAUUGGCUCAGUUCUGCCAAGAUACAUGAAAAAUUUGGAUUAGGCCUAACAGAAGAAGAACAAGAAAUUAGGAGGUUAAUAUGUGGGCCUAAUACUAUUGAUGUAGAAAUCACACCAGUUUGGAAAUUGCUCAUCAAGGAGGUUCUAAAUCCAUUUUACAUAUUUCAACUCUUCAGUGUCUGCUUAUGGUUCAAUGAAGACUAUAAGGAAUAUGCUUUAGCCAUCAUAAUCAUGUCUGCCAUUUCCAUAGCUUUCACAGUAUAUGAUCUCAGGGAGCAAUCUGUAAAACUUCACCAUCUAGUUGAGUCACAUAACUGCAUUACAGUCUCUGUAUGUGGGAGAAAAGCUGGAGUCCAAGAACUGGAGUCACGCCUCCUGGUACCUGGAGAUUUAUUAAUUUUGACAGGGAACAAAGUGCAAAUGCCAUGUGAUGCCGUUCUGAUCGAUGGCAGCUGUGUGGUAGAUGAAGGCAUGCUGACAGGAGAGAGUAUUCCAGUCACUAAAACACCAUUACCCAAGGUGGAUAGCUCUGUGCCCUGGAAAACACAGAGUGAAGCUGAUUACAAACGCCACGUCCUCUUCUGUGGAACAGAGGUGAUCCAGGCCAAGGCAGCGAGCUCUGGGAUGGUGAGAGCAGUGGUGCUGCAGACAGGUUUCAACACUGCCAAGGGGGACCUCGUGAGAUCCAUUCUCUACCCCAAACCAAUGAAUUUUAAACUCUACAGGGAUGCCAUCAGGUUCCUCCUGUGCCUUGUGGGGACGGCCACCAUCGGCAUGAUCUAUACUCUGUGCGUCUUUGUACUCAGCAAGGAACCUCUCGAGGAGGUGGUGAAGAAAGCCCUCGAUGUCAUCACAAUCGCAGUUCCCCCUGCUCUGCCUGCUGCCCUGACCACGGGCAUUAUCUACGCCCAGAGGAGGCUGAAGAAGAAAGGCAUCUUCUGUAUUAGCCCCCAGAGGAUCAAUGUAUGUGGACAAUUAAACCUUGUCUGCUUUGACAAGACAGGGACCUUAACGAGGGAUGGCCUGGACCUCUGGGGAGUCUUGCCCUGUGACAGGAAUGGCUUCCAGGAAGUCUACAGUUUUGCCUCAGGCAAGGCUUUGCCCUGGGGCCCACUGUGUGCAGCCAUGGCCAGCUGCCACUCUCUGAUUCUUCUCGACGGGACCAUCCAGGGAGACCCUCUGGACCUCAAAAUGUUUGAAGCUACCACUUGGGAAAUGGCUAUUUCUGAGGACGAUUUGCACCUCAAGGGAGUGCCGGCACACGCCAUGGUUGUGAAGCCCGGCCACACAGCCAGCCAGGUGCCAGUGGAAGGGAUCGCAAUCCUGCAUCAGUUCCCGUUCUCAUCAGCACUGCAAAGGAUGACAGUCAUUGUCCAGGAGAUGGGGGGUGAUCGACUGGCAUUCAUGAAAGGUGCACCAGAGAGGGUGGCCAGCUUUUGCCAACCUGAGACAGUACCAACUAGUUUUGUUAGUGAACUUCAGAUUUACACGACACAGGGCUUUCGGGUCAUAGCACUGGCCUACAAGAAGCUGGACAAUGACUCCCACACCACUGCCUGGACAAGGGAGGAGGUGGAAUUAAAUCUCAUAUUUCUGGGAUUGCUGAUCUUGGAGAAUCGGUUGAAGGAAGAGACUAAACCUGUCUUGGAAGAGCUCAUCUCAGCCCGGAUAAGGACCGUAAUGAUCACAGGUGACAAUCUUCAGACUGCAAUAACAGUGGCCAGAAAAUCUGGGAUGGUUUCUGAAAGCCAGAAAAUCAUUCUCAUUGAGGCAAAUGAAACCACUGGGUCCUCAUCAGCAUCUAUAUCUUGGAAAUCAGUAGAAGAGAAGAAACACAUCACAUAUGGGAAUCAGGACAAUUAUAUUAACAUCAGGGAAGAAGUCUCUGAUAAUGGCAGAGAAAGAAGUUACCAUUUUGCCUUAAGUGGAAAAUCCUUUCAUGUUAUUAGUCAGCAUUUCAGCAGCCUGCUGCCAAAGAUACUAAUCAAUGGAACGGUCUUUGCAAGAAUGUCUCCUGGGCAGAAAUCCAAUCUGAUUGAAGAAUUUCAAAAAUUGGAUUACUUUGUAGGUAUGUGCGGCGAUGGAGCCAACGACUGUGGGGCUUUGAAAAUGGCUCAUGUGGGCAUCUCUUUAUCAGAGCAGGAGGCAUCUGUGGCCUCUCCUUUCACUUCAAAAACUCCAAACAUUGAGUGCAUACUACACCUUAUCAAGGAAGGACGUGCAGCUCUUGUCACCUCGUUUUGCAUGUUUAAGUACAUGGCUCUGUACAGCAUGAUUCAGUAUGUUGGCGUUCUGCUCCUCUACUGGGAGACAAACAGCCUUUCAAAUUAUCAGUUUCUGUUCCAGGAUCUGGCCAUUACAACUCUUAUUGGGGUAACAAUGAAUCUGAGUGGCGCCUACCCCAAGUUGGUGCCUUUCAGGCCUGCAGGACGACUGAUCUCUCCACCUGUGCUGCUCUCUGUCAUCCUCAACAUCCUUCUCAGCCUGGCCAUGCACAUCGUGGGCUUCAUCCUGGUUCAGAGGCAGCCAUGGUAUUCCAUGGAGAUGCACAGUGCCUGCAUAGUGAAAAAUGAAACCAUCUUAAUAUAUCCAACUACUCCAGAAAACAAUGGAAAUAACAGUGCCUUCAUGAGCUUUGAGAACACUACUAUAUGGUUCUUGGGGACGAUCAACUGUAUCAUUGUGGCUCUUACAUUCUCUAAAGGAAAGCCAUUUAGACAGCCAACCUAUACAAACUAUGUAUUUGUCCUUGUGCUGAUCAUACAGCUGGGUGUGUGUCUAUUCAUUCUAUUUGCUGAUAUACCAGACUUAUAUAGGCGUUUGGAUCUGGUCUGCACUCCUGUCCUGUGGAGGGUCUACAUCCUUGUCAUGCUCAGUUUCAAUUUUCUUGUGUCCCUUAUUGUGGAGGAGGCCAUUAUUGAAAACCGGGCCCUGUGGAUGACAAUCAAAAGGUGUUGUGGCUAUCAAUCAAAAAGCCAAUAUCGGAUAUGGCAAAGGGACCUGGAAAAUGACCCCAGCUGGCCACCUAUAAACCAGACCUCCUACUCCAACAUGCCAGGGUGUGGUAGUGGAGUGUCAUACAGCAAUCCGGUAUUUGAGAGCAACGAAGAGCAACUUUAAGGGAAAUGUGACGCCCACAUUGAUGUCACAGACAAACAAUAACAAAAGGGACCAGUUUCAGUGCUUUUGAAAAAAGAUGCCUGUAAUAUCAGUUUGAGUUUUGGGAAUACCUAUCAAAUCAUGGUAACAAAUUAAGUUUAUUUGAUAAAAUGCUUUUUCCAGAGAAGAACAUUGUCCCAGGAGAGUGAUUUCCUCUUGGCUUCUGAAAAUAUUGGAGCUGUUCGGUACAGCAUGAAUGGGCCAAGGACUGCCAUGGACCAAGAGAACAGCAGGCUAAAGAAGAGAAUAUGUAAUCUUUCUUCUUAGGACAAUAACUUGGCUUUCUUUUCUUUUUUUUUUUUUUUUAAUGAGGUGAAGGGAAAUAGUACAAUAAUACAAAGUUAUAACAGGUUAAAGAUAAUUUUCGAAUUCUUACUUUGUUGAUCGAAAAACUAACGCAUGGGAACCACGCAUUCAUCGUCACUGUCUGAUUUUCUUUCCUUUGCAGUACUUUUCAGAAGUGUGGCUUUUUCUUCUACUUCUGGCCUUCCUUGGCAUGUUAUUAAGGAUGAGCUCAGCCUAUGCUGCAAUAACAAACAAUCCCCAAAUCUUGGUGCCUUAACACACAAUAGCUUCUUUCAUGGCCCAGAUGACUCUCUGGAACAGCUGUCCUGAGAGUGGUGAUUGCUUCAAUCUGAUGGCUCCACCAACUCAACAGAAAGACUCAUGUUUACUGUGAUGGGGGAAGGAAGAGGCUGACAAGUGCUUUUCACUGCCUCGCUCCCAAAAUGGCAUGCAUUCCUUUUCCUGCUCAGCUCACAUCAGCCAGGGGGUUGGCCAGGGAGUUGGAAGUAAACUCUUAUGUGUUUAGAGCUGCCUCAUGGGCUUAUGACCUGUAACUACAUGGGGUUCCAUACUUGCUUUAAUGCUCUGCUAGUUCCAUCUUCAAAUUCUUAAUUUUUGAAGAAGAUUCCUCACCUUUUUAUUUUACACUGGGCUGCACAGAUGAUGUGGGUUGGCCUGGGUUGUAUUCAUGGGAAGGAAAGAAAAGUGACAGAUGAAAGAGCACUACCACUACCCACUGAACCUGCUUCUCAUCCUACAAAUGUCUUCUAUGUUUUAGGGACCCCAGUCAGGCCCAAAUCCAGGACCCUUUACUCCUCUGCUCUGUUAUCUUUGAGAAACUAAUUAAUCUUGUGCUAUGGUGCUAUAUGUCAUUGUGUGAGUCCUUACAUAACACCUAUUCAUUUUAUUUUUUUAAGUUUGAGGUUUCAGUUUCCAGAAAACUCCAAAUUUCUCUUAUUUGAUCACUAUUACAAUUUAGCUAUAUUGAAUUCAUCCAGCAUAGAAAACAACCAGGCUUCUGUUAGCUCAGGAGACAACACUGAAUUCUAGGAAAACAUCUACAUGUACUAUUCUAAAGCAAAAUCAAAAUUUUCAUUUUGAGCAUAAAAUUCUAAGUGAAUAUUGUAGGUGGUGGGUGAGUGUCCUGGCCUGGGCUGGCUCUGCUGCUUGGCUAUAGCACCUGUAACCUUCCUUUCCACAACUGGGCUCGUGAGUGUGGUUGGCAGCUGUGUGACUGAAGCUGAUUCGGAGAACCUGGUGCCUCUUGGUCACCAGGAUGUUGCUUCAAGUUUUAAAACAACAUGAAGAUAUAUCAGUGUUUCAAGGCUGCAAAAUUAUUCUUUUCUUUGGUACAGAAACAAAUGUUUCUUUUUACAAAGUCUGCCUCAGCAGUGAAAUAGUAGUUCUGAAUGGCCCUUGCUAAAACUCAUAGUUUUUCUCAUUUCCCAAAAGUGUGGGGUUAUGGGCAGGGACAAGCUGGAGAUGGUCUGCAACCUAGUCGGGAGCAAGGUUAGCGCGCACAGUUCAUACUCACACCAGCCCCUCUCCGAGUGCUUUCACCUCCACUAACUCACUUGAAUCAUAGGAUUCUCUUGCUAUGGACAAGGGAAGGCUUAUCCCUACCACAUAGAUGAGAAAACUAAGAUUCAGGAUGGCAAGAGCAGAUCCAAGCCUCAAACAUGGAUCUUCUGAGCAAACCUUAUGUUGCUUCCAAACACUUUCUAAUUACAGAGCUCUAAUGAGGCAGUGUGUUUGGUGUGUUCUCAUGAUCACAGUCAAGAAAAGUGCUAGGUGGAAGGAGGCAACCUUCCUUUGCUAAUUCCAGAGCUUCUGUCCAAAUAGAUGCUUGGAUGCCAGGGCUAGAGGUGUGUCAAAAACCAAACUAAACCAAACCAAAAAAUGAUUGUCUGUUUGUCUUUCUGAGAUUGUGAGUUAGUCUUGCCUUAGUCCUUAGCGAUUCUGUCCUCAGCAAUUUCCAAAUGACUGGCAGAAAAUAGAGAUCAAUGGCUGUGGCUCCCCACUAGCCAAACGGCCCCACAGUCUUUGCCAAAAGGGACUCAUUUUGGAGACUGUUUUCCUGGGACUAACUACAUUCUAGAAGCAAUAAUUGAAGGAAAGGGAGAGCUUAGGUUAGAAAAAAGGAGUCAGGGGACUGUGAAGGGUUAUCACAGGGAAAUCAGGAUCUACAAGUGCCAGGUGGCAUGAGAAGGGAGAAUCAGGAUGAGUGACUGAAGAUCGCAUGGUAAUGGCUUCAGCUUGAUGUGAAGAUCCCUGUCCUGACAGCCAGCCCUGGAGGAUGUGGAAGCUGGUGACCACGUGGUAUGCAUACCAUGACAUUGGAGAUGCCAGUGGCUAUUCAAAGCCCAUUUAGAAAAGGGAGUCAAGUAUCGGAAGAAACUCAGUUACCUGCAAGAUUCUUUUCUGGCUUGAUAUACCCAGUGUCUCAGUCUUAUGCUGUGAUGUGAGCCAUUCUCUACUGUUCCCCACACAGAACUGAUGACAGACUGAGGCAUGACGGAGGGAGAGCGUCCAGCUCCGUGAGGAGCCUCCUGUGCAGACAUAAGGACUUGAUUGCUCGGCACCUUGGAUGGGGGUUCUUGGUGGGAUUAAAAACCUAUAAAAGAGGAACGGAAUGAAGGGUCAUGGCUUCCAAACUGACAGCUGAGGGAGUUCUUUUGAUGUGUAUUUUCUUAGAGAGAGGUUUUUAAAUUUUUUAAGUAAAAGAGCAUGGGCGUGGGAGAGUCCUCCAAACCCCAGAGCAGAGGAACUUGCUAUCAAUACACUUUCCUGCCCAGGACCUGGAGGAGAAAAGGACACGGUCACUCACGAUGCAAAUCAUCCGAGAGGGUGCCCUGUAUGUUCGGCCCCAGGUUUCCAGCUCUCACACACAGGGAACCCUCACUCUGUGCUCCCUCAUUAAAUAUGUAAGGAUCUGAGAGUGGAAACAGGCCCAGGCCCUCUGUGUCCUUAUGUGCUCCCAGCAGUGUGCAUGUACAUACUUGCCAAUGUGAUUACGGAAAAAAGUGACUAUUUAUUCAGAGCUUUGUAUUUAGUUUAUGCUAUAAUAAAUUAUUCUGUACAAAAGAGGCAAGUAAAAUCUAUAAUUCUGUUGUUCAAAAAUCAAUCUCUCUGUCUUUCUGUAGUGGACUGUUUCACUCUGGCUAAUAAAAUAG